UUCGGCGGCAGCCAUCAGGUAGGCUGUGUUUGUCGAAUUCGCUGCUGCAUCCGCCGCUCAUCUCCCUUCGCCUCAGCCAUCCAGACUCGGGGACCCUGCGUCCUCAGAGCUCCUCCUGCCUCCUGUGCGGCGCGAGUUCGAACAGGAUGCGGGGUAGGCCAGGAUGGGCGCUUACAAGUACAUCCAGGAGCUAUGGAGGAAGAAGCAGUCCGAUGUAAUGCGCUUUCUUCUCAGGGUGCGCUGCUGGCAGUACCGCCAGCUCUCUGCGCUCCACAGGGCUCCCCGCCCAACCCGGCCCGAUAAAGCGCGCAGGCUGGGGUACAAGGCCAAGCAAGGUUAUGUCAUAUAUCGGAUUCGUGUGCGUCGUGGUGGCCGCAAACGCCCAGUUCCUAAGGGUGCUACCUACGGCAAGCCUGUCCAUCAUGGUGUUAACCAGCUAAAGUUUGCCCGAAGCCUUCAGUCUGUUGCAGAGGAGAGAGCUGGGCGCCACUGUGGGGCUCUGAGAGUCUUGAAUUCUUACUGGGUUGGCGAAGAUUCCACGUACAAAUUCUUUGAGGUCAUCCUCAUUGAUCCAUUCCAUAAAGCUAUAAGAAGAAAUCCUGACACCCAGUGGAUCACCAAACCAGUCCACAAGCACAGGGAGAUGCGAGGGCUGACAUCUGCAGGCCGCAAGAGCCGUGGCCUUGGAAAGGGUCACAAGUUCCACCACACUAUUGGUGGUUCUCGCCGCGCGGCAUGGAGAAGACGCAAUACUCUCCAGCUCCACCGUUACCGCUAAUAUAAGUAAUGUUUGUAAAAAAUCUUACCUAAUAAACAAUUUAGGACAGUCAUGUCUGCUUAAAAGUGUUCUUUAAUUUGUCUGUUAAAUUGAGUUGUCUGCACAUUGUUCCAUGAAUGCAUUGUCAAAUUAUGAAAGUUAAAGUGCAAUAAUGUUUGAAGACUUUAAGUGAUGGUGUAUCUUGUUUCUAAUAAGAUAAAUGCUUUUGUCUUUGCUUUAUCUUAUUAGGGAGUUUAUAUGUCAGUGUUUAAAAUGCUGUUUGGUAUAAUAGGUGUAAAAUAAAUUCUGUAAAAGUGGAAUGCA
Molecule: messenger RNA, 1081 nt
Organism: Odobenus rosmarus divergens (Pacific walrus)
Lineage: Eukaryota; Metazoa; Chordata; Mammalia; Carnivora; Odobenidae
Gene: RPL15
Product: ribosomal protein L15
Exons: 4
Coding region: 164-778 (204 amino acids)
Biological process (GO): cytoplasmic translation
Cellular component (GO): cytosolic large ribosomal subunit; ribosome
Molecular function (GO): structural constituent of ribosome; RNA binding
Source: RefSeq, a predicted model, not a curated record